Molecule: messenger RNA, 5584 nt
Organism: Cloeon dipterum
Lineage: Eukaryota; Metazoa; Arthropoda; Insecta; Ephemeroptera; Baetidae
Product: collagen alpha-1(V) chain-like
Exons: 43
Coding region: 163-5427 (1754 amino acids)
Biological process (GO): extracellular matrix organization
Molecular function (GO): extracellular matrix structural constituent conferring tensile strength
Source: RefSeq, a predicted model, not a curated record
UUUGCAUCUCCAGAAUUGAGAGAUGCUCCAGUGAGGACCUGUUGUUGGUUGGCUGCGGCAUAGCAUCAUGGGCACGCUUUUGCAGUCUUGAAAUUGCGCCACGCCGUAUAGGAAGAGCAGGAGGCUGAAUACGUACUUUGGGAGCGCGUCUCACGGGCGAAAAUGAAGCCACCUGAGCUCGUUUUCUUCCUCGUGUGGAGUGCUUUUAUUUCCAGUCUUUCUGCAGAAGACCAAGAAGCCGUUGACCUUUUGUCCCACGCCCAGCUGCAAGACCUCCCUAAAGGGGUUAAGGUGGUGGCCGACAUUUGCGCCGACAGAGGCGGGUCAGGGUCAAAAACGCCGAAAGACGCCGACGCGGGCCAACGAGCCUACAUGCUGAAGAAAAAGGCGUCGAUGCCCAUCACAGUCUCGCAGCUAUUCGAAGAUGGCACGUUCCCGCAAGACUUUUCGCUGCUGAUGGCGGUCAAGCCGACAAAGGGCUCAAAACAGGUGUUGCUGACCCUGUACAACGAGCUCGGCGACGAGCAGGUCGCGAUUACCUUGGGCAAGCAGGUGGAGUUUUUCUUCAGGGACUCAAGCGGCAGGCCGGUCGAAAACAAAAAAGCCACGGUCAAAUUUAACAUCACGGUCAAUGACGGAAAGUACCACCGACUGGCGUUAAGCGUAAAAGGCGACUCCGCGACUCUGCUGUCGGAAUGCGGCGACUUGAGCAUAACCAAAAAACUCCACCGGCCAAUUCCGUCCGAUAUUAGCACAGCUGGAAUCAUGCUAAUUGGCCAAGAACUGUUGAAUGAAGAGCAUUUCACUGGAGACAUGCAGCUUUUGAUGUUGGCACCGCGGCCUGACGACGCGUACAAUUUGUGCGACUACGUGCCAUUGUGCGCUGGUGAAGAAGCGACUGCAGCGAAAAUCAAUGCGGCCGUUAACGACAAAAAGAAAAAGAGGAAGAAGAAAGUUGAUAUUCACAAACGACCGCAGAAGCAAGAGCCUGCGUCAAACUAUUACGAUGAAGAAUAUGAUAGUGGCUAUGAGGAUUUUACUCCUGAAUUAAACGGAAACGUUGAUUAUGCGAUUCCGGACGAAAACGGUUUUUACGACAAAUUGGAGAAUGAUACCGUGACCAGCGUAACUGAGCCUAUCGAGCCAGGCAUUUUUUUACCCAGCGUUACAACUACCACUGAAAUACCUAUCACGACGGAGUUCCCAAUCGAAAACGAGGGUAACUCGACUUCAAAUGAAACAGACGAUACUUAUGGCGAAGAAGAUGUGAUAACUGAAAUUCCAAUAAUUGGCGGCGAGUAUAGUCCCUCUAGUCCAGGGGUUCAGUAUUACCCAAUCAGGGGGCCUCCUGGUCCCAGAGGCUAUAUGGGCCCUCCAGGACCACCAGGAUUGCAAGGGCCAAAAGGUGAUAUGGGAAGGGAUGGUUUAGCAGGCACAAACGGCCACCCUGGCCCACCGGGUCACGUCUUUAUGAUACCGCUUAACCAAGGCGGAGGAGGGGACACGAAAGGACCAGACAAUCAAGCAGAGCAAUUUAGACAUCUUCUGUCACAGCAUAUGAUGUCUAUGAGGGGAGCUGAGGGCCCAAUGGGUUUAACUGGCAUACCAGGUCCAGUAGGGCCACCUGGUCCGGAUGGAAUAAAAGGCGAAUCAGGUGACUCGGGAGAGCCGGGUCCACGAGGGUUACGGGGUUUGGUGGGAGCACCUGGUCGGGAAGGACGCAGAGGAAGGCCGGGACGGGAUGGUGAGCGCGGCUUGACUGGCCCGCCAGGCGUGAAAGGCGAGCAAGGCUCUCAGGGACUGCCAGGCAUGCCGGGAGAAAAGGGCGAAAGAGGCGGCCCUGGUAACACAGGAGAGCCAGGACUGCAGGGUCACGAUGGAAUCCAAGGUGAAGACGGUCCUCCAGGGUUGCCAGGUCUUCCAGGAGAAAUGGGACCACGAGGAUUUCCAGGGCCUCGAGGAGUUCCAGGACUAACUGGAUCCCCUGGGCUUCCAGGCUCUGAGGGUCCUACCGGCCCCAAAGGCAAUGCUGGUCCUCCAGGGCAGCCUGGCGCGCCAGGACAGACAGGCCCACCCGGAUCAAUAGGCUCACCAGGCCCACAAGGAUUGCUAGGCCCCCCUGGAAUGGCUGGACCUCAAGGAAAACCUGGCAUGCCUGGGUUGCCAGGUGCAGAGGGUGCUCCUGGACACCCAGGAAAUUCUGGUGCGCCAGGACAAAAGGGUGAUCAAGGUCUGCAAGGAGCUCAGGGGCAAGUGGGAUUCCCAGGCAGCAGAGGGGUGAAAGGUGACGAAGGGAAAAGGGGUAGUCCAGGAGAUAAAGGCGACAAAGGUGAGAGAGGUGGUGAUGGUGAGAAAGGUGACCUUGGCCAGAAAGGGGAAAAAGGAUCGCAGGGUCCUCCAGGGCUGAUGGGGCUGGAAGGUCCCGAGGGACCAAAGGGAUUCGAAGGGCCAAGAGGUGAAGCUGGACCCACAGGCCCACCAGGGGAGCACGGAAAAGUUGGAGUUCCUGGAUUUCAAGGAUACGCUGGCCCACCAGGCGAAAAAGGAGACAAAGGCGCAAGUGGAAAGCAAGGGACGCCGGGUGAAAAGGGAGACAGGGGCAAUCCUGGCGUAGCCGGUGAAAGAGGAGAAGCUGGACCAAGAGGUUUCAGAGGUGCCCGAGGGAGAAGGGGCAAUGAUGGCCUUCCAGGUCCGAAAGGUGACACUGGCCAGCCAGGCUCUGCCGGCCCGCAGGGUGAAAGGGGCUUACAGGGGCCAGAGGGUCCAAGAGGUUUUGUUGGCCCACAAGGAGCGCAAGGUACAAAUGGAAAAGACGGUAGUCCAGGAUUGCCAGGAGAACGCGGUCCUCCAGGUGAGCCAGGUCCAACGGGUCCUCAAGGGGCACCAGGGGUUGUGGGACCACCUGGUCCAUCAGGUGAACCGGGACCAAUUGGCGAGCAUGGCGAACCUGGGCAUCCAGGACUGCCGGGUGAGCCUGGCGCUUCUGGUGAAGCCGGCAAAGAGGGUCCACCAGGGAGUGCAGGACCCGUUGGUAAACCAGGCCCAACUGGAAGCACAGGACUUCCUGGUUUUCCUGGUGAAAGAGGACUUCCUGGACUUCCCGGAAUGCCGGGUCUCAAAGGCGAAAUGGGUCCGUUUGGUCCAAUGGGAUCGCCGGGUGAUAAAGGACAACAAGGAGAGAACGGGAAAGAAGGCCCACCUGGACCUGAGGGAAGGCAAGGACCACUUGGUCCUCCAGGAGAACCUGGAAUGAAGGGGGAUAGGGGCGAAUCUGGACUACCAGGAUCUGUGGGAAGAGACGGAUUGACAGGACAAAGAGGGUUGCCUGGGCCACCUGGACCGAUCGGCCCGCCAGGAGAAGACGGCGAUAAGGGAGACGUUGGUCCACCUGGCGAGAAAGGUUUCAAAGGAUCUCGAGGAGAGCAAGGACCUCCUGGAUCGCACGGUUCUCAAGGGUUACGAGGAGAACCUGGUCCAAUGGGACUUCAGGGUGAGAGAGGACCACCUGGAGAAAUCGGAAGACAAGGGCCAAAGGGAGAGGACGGACCACUUGGGGUAGCAGGACCUCCAGGACCAGCAGGGCCACAGGGGUUGCCUGGGCCGCCAGGAGUAAAAGGGGAUUUUGGGGACCCUGGACCAAAAGGACCACUUGGAAAGCCUGGCCCACCUGGGGAGCGUGGUGGUCGAGGAACCAAAGGUGUGGAAGGAAUUGUUGGACCUCCAGGAGCAGAAGGGUUGCAGGGAGCAAAGGGAGAACCAGGAAAUGCGGGUCCUCCAGGUCCACCCGGCAUCGAUGGAAAACAUGGUGAAAGAGGUCCAAUCGGUCCAAAAGGUGAAGAAGGAAAGCAAGGAUUGCCUGGCUCACCUGGUACACGCGGAAUACCUGGUCCAGAGGGACCAAAGGGUAAUGUGGGUGCCGUUGGAUUUCCUGGCCCAGCAGGGGAGCCUGGACCACCUGGUUCGAAGGGUGAGCGGGGUAAAGACGGAGCUGACGGCCGCGAGGGCGAACAAGGUUUACAGGGAGAGCCAGGGCCACAGGGAAAAAGUGGAAGUCCCGGUCCACCAGGGAAGUCUGGACCUGAAGGUCCACCAGGUCAACAAGGAAACACAGGACUGCCUGGUGAGAAGGGAGAUCAAGGGCCACAAGGUGCGCCAGGUUUGAUUGGGAUUGCUGGAUCUCCAGGAUCGCAAGGACCUGAAGGUCCACCGGGAUCAAGAGGGUCACCGGGUCCAGCAGGUGAUGUUGGACCGCCAGGGAAGCCAGGGGAAACCGGCCAACCGGGCAAAAACGGAGAGGUGGGCCCUAGAGGACCCAAGGGUGACAGAGGCAAGAGAGGUAUUAAAGGUCACCGCGGUGAAAUGGGGCUCCAGGGACCAAAGGGUGAUCAGGGAGAAAAGGGAGAGAAAGGCGACAGAGGACCACAAGGACCGUUGGGCGACAAAGGAGAAAUCGGACCUGCCGGCCCCAUCGGCAUGAAAGGCAGUGACGGACCACAAGGACUCCCGGGAAUGGAAGGGCCACCAGGCCCAAAAGGAUCGGACGGACCCACUGGCAUAAAGGGUGAGACAGGUCCACCUGGUCCGCCCGGGCCCCCUGGCAUUCCAGGCGAACAACCGAUGCUGCCCCCAGAGUUACUCUUCCACCAGGUCGAGAGUUUGAGCAGGGCAAAACGCAACAUUUUUGAUGACGAUGAUGUGGCUGGAACAGGGGACAACGUGAACAAAAAGAAAGGAGAGGACGACCAGGACGGGUGCAUGCUAGACAUGUACAAUGCAAUUUACGGAAUGCGCAAGGAGCUCGAACGAGUGAGGAGACCUCACGGCACUAAAGAAAAUCCAGCUCGCACUUGCCGGGACCUGUACUUUGGUCAUCCGCAGUUUAAAGACGGAUGGUACUGGAUUGACCCGAAUCUGGGAAUGUCAUUUGACGCGAUUUACGUGUUUUGCAACCUGACAAGCGGCGGAGAAACGUGCGUUUUCCCGGACACGCAUUCAUCGAAAAUGCCAAACAUCCCCUGGAGGAAGGAAGCAACUGACUGGUACAGCAACCUGAGGGGCGGCUUUAAGAUAACAUACGAAACAAUCGGCAUUGUACAAAUGAAGUUCUUGCGGAUGUUGAGCCAGGACGUAUAUCAAAACUUCACCUACACGUGCAUCAACUCCGCCGCGUGGUUCUCGCAAAAGUCAUUCAACUAUGAAAACGCGAUCAAAUUGAUGGGACACAACGAGCAAGAAUUCAGCAGUGACGCGCUUCAGCCCGCCGUUUUAACAGAUGGCUGCAAGUCUCGGAAAUCGAAGAGCAAAACUGUGUUUGAAAUACGGACCAAAAAGUUGGCCCACUUGCCAAUCAUCGACUUCUAUCCCGUGGAUUAUGGGGAGGCGAAUCAAGCGUUUGGAUUUGAAGUGGGCCCAGUCUGUUUUAAGUAACUGAGUUCUUGAAAAUCAGCUACAAAUUUGACCACUGCCAUUUAAAUUUAUAAUAAGUAGAUUAAUGAUAAAAUUAAGAAUAAACUUUUGAUAUCUGGCAAAUAAGCCGACUAAAUUGAGUGUAACUUAAAAUAAUAAAAUGUAGGAUAAGAUCACA